Molecule: messenger RNA, 2452 nt
Organism: Capsella rubella
Lineage: Eukaryota; Viridiplantae; Streptophyta; Magnoliopsida; Brassicales; Brassicaceae
Product: probable NOT transcription complex subunit VIP2
Exons: 14
Coding region: 333-2180 (615 amino acids)
Biological process (GO): nuclear-transcribed mRNA poly(A) tail shortening; regulation of DNA-templated transcription
Cellular component (GO): CCR4-NOT core complex; P-body
Source: RefSeq, a predicted model, not a curated record
CAUUUUCUAAAUCUUGCUUUGGUCUCUUCUUUCUUUCUUUCUUUCUCUCCCUUGUCGUUCCUAUAUCCGUUUUUCCGAUUUAGGGCACCUCAAAUUCUCUCUUAAUCAAAAUCUCCGCUCUUCCCCCAAUUUUUACCAAAAACUCUCUUCUUAAAUCUUCUUCGGAUUCUCCUUACCCUUUUCUCGAUUGUUACCUCCUGGGUUCCGCGAAUUGGGCUGUGCUACUUCUCCUUCUUCCUCCGUACGCACCUUUCUCCCUUGUUUACUAUUGUAGACGGUUCGGGUCUGUUCGUCGAAUGAUAUUUUGUCCCAAGUGAUUGUCAGUUCGUGCAAUGUCAAACCUUCAUUCAUCUCUCAAUGGUUCUGCUUCAAAUUUACCAGAUGGGUCGGGCAGAUCUUUUGCUGCUUCUUAUUCUGGACAAUCUGGUGCACCGUCUCCCUCUUUUCAUCAUACCGGAAACCUUCAGGGGCUUCAUAAUAUUCAUGGCAGCUAUAAUGUCGGGAACAUGCAAGGUACACUUACAUCAAGAAACUCAAGUAUGAAUAGUAUACCAUCUCCUGGGGUUCAACAACCUAACGGGAGUUUUUCCAGUGGAAGAUUUGCUUCAAACAAUCUACCUGUUAAUCUCUCUCAGUUAACUCAUGGUAGCUCACAUGGGCAUGCGGGAAUCCCAAAUAGAGGAGGCCUUAAUGUUGUUGGUAAUCCUGGAUUCAAUAGUAACGCAAAUGGAGUUGGUGGUUCUAUCCCUGGAAUUCUCUCUACAUCUGCAGGACUCAGUAAUCGGAAUAGUGUUCCAGGGAUGGGAAUAUCCCAACUGUUGGGGAAUUCAGGGCCUCGAAUAACAAACUCGAUGGGAAACAUGGUUGGUGGAGGUAACUUGGGGAGGAAUAUUAGCUCUGGUGGAUUAUCUAUUCCUGGUCUUUCUUCACGACUAAAUUUGUCAGCAAAUAGCGGAUCAGGAUUAAAUGUCCAGGGACAGAACCGAAUGCUGGGUGGAGUACUUCCUCAAGGAUCUCAGGUGAUGUCUAUGCUGGGGAACUCCUAUCAUACUGGUGGUGGCCCACUUUCGCAAAACCAUGUUCAGUCAGUUAACAAUAUGAUGCUUAAUGAUCACUCCAAUGACAGCUCUCUUUUUGACAUAAACAACGAUUUUCCCCAGCUGACAAGUCGUCCAGGAUCUGCUGGUGGCACUCAAGGACAAUUAGGCUCUAUGAGGAAACAAGGUUUAGGAGUCCCACUAGUCCAACAGAACCAGGAGUUUAGCAUUCAAAAUGAAGACUUUCCUGCCCUACCUGGAUAUAAAGGUGGUAAUUCUGAUUAUCCUAUGGAUUUGCAUCAGAAAGAACAACUCCAUGAUAAUGCUAUGUCAAUGAUGCACUCUCAAAACUUUUCUAUGGGUAGAUCUGGUGGUUUCAACUUGGGGGCAACAUAUUCAUCACAUCGUCCACAACAACAGCCACAACAUACUUCAUCUACUGGUGGGCUACAGGGUCUUGGCCUUAGACCUCUAAGCUCGCCCAAUGCAGUUUCCAGUAUCGGUUAUGACCAGCUUAUUCAGCAGUAUCAGCAGCAUCAAAAUCAAUCUCAGUUUCCUGUGCAACAGAUGACAUCAAUCAACCAAUUUAGAGAUUCUGAGAUUAAAUCGGCACAGUCAGAGGCAGACCCUUUUUGCUUGCUUGGCUUGUUAGAUGUCCUAAACAGGAGCAACCCUGAAUUGACCUCACUUGCUCUUGGCAUCGACUUGACGACGCUAGGACUUGAUUUGAAUUCAACUGGAAAUCUCUACAAGACAUUUGCGUCUCCUUGGACCAAUGAACCGGCAAAGAGCGAGGUCGAGUUCACAGUACCAAAUUGUUACUACACCACACCACCUCCGCCUCUAACUCGAGCAAGUUUCAAAAGGUUCUCCUAUGAGUUAUUGUUCUACACAUUUUACAGUAUGCCAAAAGAUGAAGCACAGCUAUUCGCUGCAGAUGAACUUUACGAAAGAGGUUGGUUUUACCACAAGGAACUCAGAUUAUGGUUCUUCAGAGUCGGAGAGCCUUUAGUCAGGGCAGCUACGUAUGAAAGAGGAACGUACGAAUACCUCGAUCCAAAUUCGUUCAAAACAGUCAGAAAGGAACAUUUUGUUGUCAAGUACGAGCUCAUGGAAAAGAGACCAAGCUUGCUGCAGCAUUGACGACACGUAGGUUUGUUCAAUUAGUAGCAUCUUUACAAUGUAAAGCUUUUGUCUUUAUUUCUCUCUCUUUCUUUCAUGCAAGCUCCAUUGAUUAGAAACCAAAACCAUCUCACUAUUUUCAAUUUUUAACCCCAAGUUUCCCGAAAAGGUAAUCACAGUUACUUUCCUGUCCAUUUACUCUGGUUCAAGCAUGACAUGAACGGGGGCAAUAAGUUGAGAUAUUUGGAUCACAAUAACUGACACUAGAAUCGAAUAAAUUUUAGAUUUUUAUU